ACCCGACGGCGGACGGUACACACACCGUGUAUAAAUCGUUACGACGCGCCGCUGUACAGUCCGCGACGGUGCGAUUUUAGUUUUACGCACGUAAAAACAUACAUACAUACACGCACACAACACACACACACACACACACACAUACACACACACACGCACACACACACACACACGUAUAUUACACGUAUGUAUCGUAUUAAAUUUUAUACAUAAAACAUAAAUACACGUGACAACGGGUCCGCCGCGAAAUCUCGACGUUUACAGUCUACGUUCUAUAACAGUUCUUAAAAAUAAUGUGAAUAAACACAUCGUCGUCGUCCAUUCGAUUUGCGUAUAUUGUUUGUUUUUCAAUCGGUCCGCGGUUAAACCCCCCCCGAACACAUCGCGUGGCGGUCGGUGUUUUUUCUUAGAAUUUUAAUUUUCUUUUUUUUUAUCGCUCGCGCAAUAAAAAUUAAUGGUGUGCGUUUGAAAAACAAUGCGCGCACCUCUGGGACCAGGAAAUUACAUUUGAAACGUCACUGCCGCUCGAUCUUUGGAAACUAACGAAUUCCGACCGUGCCUUACAUAUUUACCUACGAUCGCCUACCAUAUACUCGUCAAUACUUCACUUCACACGGCCUUAUCCUUGACUUAAACGAUGGGAGACAAAUCUCGUAAGAACAGCGCCACUCAGGAUGUUGAGGCUAACGGCACGUCAGAACAACAACAGCAGGUGGAAGCCGUGGCCAAAGCCGUGCACGGCCACCCGGUAUCUGAACAUCCGACCACGUAUUGCGAGACGCUAAUGCAUCUCUUAAAAGGGAACAUCGGUUGUGGUAUGUUGGCCAUGGGAGACGCUUUCCGCAACGGAGGCCUCUUGAUGGCGCCGAUUCUCACGGUUUUCAUUGGAACCGUGUGCAUUUACAACAAUCACAUACUGUUAAACGUCGCCCAUAAACUGAAGAGCCGACUGAAACUCGAACAUUGCCCGACAUUCUCAGAGACUGUCGAACUGUCCUUCGCAACUGGACCCAAGAGUUUGCAGAAGCAUGCAGACUUGUUUAGGACCACGGUCAACGUAUUUGUCAUAAUCACCCAGUUGGGAUUUUGCUGCGUGUACAUAUUAUUUGUGUCUAACUCCAUUAAACAGUUUUGUGACGAAUACGGAACCGUGUUGGACAUCCACAUCCACAUGAUAUUCGCUUUGGUGCCCAUAAUGUCAUGCGCCAUGAUUAGAAAUUUAAAAUUCAUCGCACCCUUGUCGACGGCCGCCAACAUAUCGAUGGCUAUCGGUCUGGGAAUCAUUCUGUCAUACUGUCUGGUUGACUUACCGACCCUCAAUUCCAGAACUGCCGUGGCCCAUUGGUCGCAAAUACCCCUGUUUUUCGGUACGGCCAUUUACGCUUUCGAAGGCAUCAGUCUAGUAUUACCCCUGCAAUUGGAAAUGAAAACACCUAAUAGAUUUGCAUCGACCAUGGGAGUGUUGAACGUUGGCAUGACCAUCGUGACAUUUAUCAUACUGACCAUGGGCUUUGUGGGAUUCUGGCGGUUCGGCGACGACGUCAAAGGCAGUCUCACGCUCAACCUCCCGCCCACUCUCAUCCUUUCUAAAAUCGUAGUCGGUCUGAUGGUGUUUGCAAUCAUCUGUACUUACACACUGCAGUUUUACGUACCCGUCGCUAUUUUAUGGCCAUCGGUACAGGAAAAAUACGGACCGUUCCAAUCGCCCGCACUCGCCGAAUAUCUUUUGCGCGCAGCACUAGUGUUUGCCACAUUUUUAGCAGCAGAAGUGAUACCUCAUUUAGCACUGUUCAUAUCGUUGGUCGGAGCCAUCGCCAGCACAUUCUUGGCUUUAAUAUUCCCACCUAUAUGCCACAUGGUUGUAUGGAAGGAUGAAGGAUUUGGAGCGUUCAACUGGAAACUCCACAUGGACAUCAUUACAAUAGUCUUAGGCUUGUUAGGAUUUGUAACUGGUACAUACUUUAGUUUACAUGACAUUAUUGUUGCAUUUAGCAAAGAUUUUGGUUUCCAUUAAUCAAAAUGGCUGCAAAUCUCAAUCACCUAAUAGACUUAGUAAAUGCACUGUUAUA
Molecule: messenger RNA, 2069 nt
Organism: Rhopalosiphum maidis (corn leaf aphid)
Lineage: Eukaryota; Metazoa; Arthropoda; Insecta; Hemiptera; Aphididae
Product: proton-coupled amino acid transporter-like protein CG1139
Exons: 9
Coding region: 638-2014 (458 amino acids)
Biological process (GO): amino acid transmembrane transport
Cellular component (GO): vacuolar membrane
Molecular function (GO): amino acid transmembrane transporter activity
Source: RefSeq, a predicted model, not a curated record